AUGUGUGUGAAUGAAAUGGAGGAACAUGAUCCAAACGAUGAAUUAUAUUCCAAACUUUAUGAAUAUAUAAAUCAGAUUGGGAAUGUUUCAUGUUAUGACGGAAAUAAUAAUUUUAAAAAUGAAGAAAAAAAAAAAAAAACAUAUACCAGUUUUCAGUUCAAUAUUGAUAAACUUUAUUGCCACGAUAGAGAAAGCAAAAAUGAAAUGGUGAAAUAUGAGGAUUUGUUUAUGGAAAUAGAAAACUAUUAUUUAUUUUAUAAACUUAAUAGAAAAUUUGAAGAGUAUAAAAAUAUUAAAGAAAUUGAAAUAAUAAAAAAUAAAAGGACAUCAAAUUCAGAAGAAAUAGUUAAAAAAAUUCAUGCCAUAUUAAACUACCAUCAGGCUAUAAAAGAUGAAUUGAAUAUACUAGUACAAAAUAAACAUUCUAUUUAUAAAACUUUUUAUUCUAUAUUUUUAAAUUAUUAUGAUAAAUAUUCUCAAAUAAAACAAAUUAAAUUAAAUAAAAACAAAAUAAUACAUCAUUUAAGACAUUACACAAAUGCCGAGCGAUUUGAAGCUAUUAUAAAUAAUAUAGAAACUAAUGGAUAUCAAUAUUUUAUAGAUAUAUUUAACAGAUUACAAUUUGAUGAUGAUCAAACUAGUAACAAUUCAAUCAGUACUGAUACUACUAUUUCCAGUUCAGAUAAUAGUUAUAUUAGUGAAAUUGAACAAGUCGAUAAAGCUGAUAAAUAUAGCAUAUAUAAUAGUAGCCCAUAUGAUGGAGUUAGCGAGCUUUUGCAAAACACCGAAUGGGACGUAGAUCAAUAUGACCUGUCUAGUGAUAUAGAAAUUGAAGAUAAAGAAGGAAAUGAAUUUGACGGGAAUAGAGAAGAAAUUGUAGAUCCUAUUAAAAAAAAAAAUUCUAAUAUUGUGACAAACAAAUUUCAAAAGAAAUAUCAAAAAAAAAUAUAUAGUAAGGAUAAACUGGAUAGUAAAAAAUAUGAUACAUUUAUAAACAAUUUUCCAAAAAAAUUUUAUAAAAAAAAUGGAAUAAAAAAAAAGACAAAUGUUAAAAAAAACGAAAUUUAUUAUAUGCUCCAAUCUUCGGAAAAGGCUAUAAAAUUUUUUAAAAAAAAUCCAACUUAUUUUAACGCAAAAAACAAGCUAACCAAAUAUCAAUAUAUUAUUAAACGGAUACUAAAAUAUGUUAUAAAUAUGUUUAGGGAUGUUUUAAAUAACACAGAUUUAAAUAUUCCAUAUAAAAAAAACUGUGAUGACCAAAAUAAUAUAUAUGAUAUCAUGCCUUAUGAACAAGAAAUAAAAUAUGAUCAUAUAAAUAUGAACACUUCCAACAAUAAUAAUAUAUUAUUUAAUCAUCAAAUUCGAAAAAAAAAUAAUAUAAAUGAAGAAAAUAAUUACAAUCCAUCAUUAUUGCAUACAGAUAAAUAUACACACAAAAAAAAGCAAGAUGUUACUAUUACUUCAGCACAAAAUAAUAUAACCAAGAUAACCCAUCCUGAUUCUGAUUCUAAAACUUUAUUUGACGUUGAAAAAAAUGCAAAGGAAAUAAAAAAAAUGGUAUGUACGAAUAGCCAUGAAAAUAAGUGCAAUAUAAAAAGAGAAGAAUGUGCCGAACAAUAUGUAGAAAAUAUGUAUAAUAGUGAUGCAAAUGAUAAUAGCGAGGAUAACAAAUAUAGAGAUAUACAUACAGAAAAAGAAGGAACAAAACGUACCCCCAUAAAAAAUGACGAAAUAAAAAGCGGCGAAAUUAGUCAUGAAAAGUGCAAAUCAGGAUAUCUAGAAAAUAUUGUGAAAAAUACGUCUAUAUUUCAUACAAAUGAUGAACAAGAAAUUGACAAAAUUUAUAAUAAUGUGAAUAUAAUAUAUUUCAAUAAGCAUAUAAAUGUGAUAGAAUAUUAUGAUAAAUAUAAAAUAAAAUGUAGUUGUGUAAAAGAUAUAAUACAUUUUAUAUAUUUAAAAUUCCAAGAUGAAAAUGAGUUGUAUAUUGAUGAAUAUAAUUCUUUAGAAAGUUUAUAUGUAAGUUCAAGAUUAAAAAUAUUAAAUAAUAAUUUAUUAAAAAUUUUCGACAAAUUCUCAAAAAAUUAUAUUCCUAAAUAUACAAAAAAUAUAUGCUUAUUAGCUAUAUAUAUAACAAAAUUAGAAGUAGACUUAUACCACUCCAUAUUUAACAAUAAUUUAAAUACAUCUAUAAAUAUUAUAUUGAAUAAUAUUGGGUUGGCUAUAUAUGAUAAUGUUAAUCAAACUAUUUACCAAUUAAAUAAUAUCAAAAUUAUUAGAAAAAUCAUUCAAAUACUAUAUUUAGAUAUUAUUGAAAUAUAUACAGAUAAUAUAUAUAAUAUAAUAAGAGAUUAUUUUAAAAAAUUGUCUAAUAUACUAAAAGAAAGAUUGCUAUAUAUUGUAGAAAUGCAUAUGUCAUACUAUACAAAAAAUAUUAAUUCAUAUAUUCCCUAUAUUUGUUUUAAACCCGUUAAGAAAAAAUUUAUUAAUAUAAUUAGCGAUUUUUUUGCGACAUCCUAUAGAGAUGGUAAUACUGGAAUAAAUAAAGAAACAGAAAUAAAUGAAAAUAUAAAAUAUGAAUAUAAAACAAGUCAAAAUAUAAGCACUAACAACGAUAAAGAAAAGGAAUUUCAAUUUGAAACAUCAUCUAGUGAUAGUGCAGGAAGUGGUGAUAAUAAUAAUUAUAUGGAACACACAUAUAAUAUAAAUAUGUUAAAUGAAAAAAAUGUGUAUAAAAAUUUUAAUUUUUCCAAUUUUCAAUUUAGUAAAGAUAGCACUUUACCAUUAGCAGGUAUAAAUGUUAAUAUAAUUGGAACUAUUUUAAUUUUAAAAACAUUGAAUUAUAUAAUAGAGCAAAAUAUAUUUAUGGAUAUUUUUAAAGAAUGCUUAAUAAAUUCAUUUAAUUCUUUAACACAUAUAUAUAAAGAAAACACAAAAAAUAAUGACGAUACCGGAAAAAAUGAUAAUAGUAGCAAUACUAUUAAUACUGAUUUAUUUUUUAUUAAAAAUUUGAGCUUUUUAAUUUAUUUAUUUUAUAAUGUGACUAACGAUACAGAUUAUUUUAAAUUAUAUCUAAAUCAAGAAUUAACACAUGAUUUACUAUAUCAACAAAUAAAUAAUAAAAUAAGGAAAGACAAAGAACCCCCCAAAAUACGAGAUAUCACCAAUCUAACACAAGGACAGGAAUAUUCUAUAUUUUAUUUUAUUAAAAAAGUUUAUAAUAUAUCUUCUACAGAUGAUAUUCAAUAUAAAAUAUUAUCAUCAUUUAAUCAGUCUAUGCAUAAUUUUUUCAUCACAACAAUUGCUCGAGUUUGUUUUCCACUGAUUAAUAUUCUGUCUGUUGAAUAUAAAGACAAAUUAUUGGAAAAGGAGGAGAGCAUAAAAAAUACGAUAGAAGAGUUUUUAAAUGGUAAAAAUGAGCAAGCUGAUGAUCAGGAUAAUGGAUCAUCUAAUUAUAUAAAAAUUGAUUUUAGUUAUUUAAAAAAUGUAAAUUUUGACUUAUUACAAAGCUAUGGUAAAAAAAUUGAAGAAGAAAAUGACGAAAAUGAAGAAAAUGAAAAAAAUGAUGAUAUAAAUAUUUUAAAAACAAACUUAGACUCAUUUAAAAAAGGUCUAUAUAAAUUAUUUCCUAAAAUAUAUUUUUAUGUUAAAUUGUUUAUUAUUUCAAAUGCGGAUAAUCAUUUCAAAGGAAAUCAAUUUUUUUACUCCCUUUUUAACUACAUCAUAGGAGUAUUGAAAUAUAAAAUUAUUUUUUUAUUAAGCGAAGUUUAUUUAUUAUUAGGGUAUAAAUAUCCUAAGUGCGUAAAACUAAUUUUUGAAGAAAAAUAUAUUGAAGAUAUUUUCCUUUUUUUAAAAUCAAAUGAUUAUUCUUGCAAUUUUGAGGAUAUACAAAAAUGCUACGAGUUAAAAAAAAGUUAUGAUAUCUUUUCUGAUUAG
Molecule: messenger RNA, 3933 nt
Organism: Plasmodium berghei ANKA
Lineage: Eukaryota; Apicomplexa; Aconoidasida; Haemosporida; Plasmodiidae
Product: conserved oligomeric Golgi complex subunit 3, putative
Exons: 3
Coding region: 1-3933 (1310 amino acids)
Source: RefSeq, a predicted model, not a curated record